This is a messenger RNA of Bemisia tabaci, 1064 nucleotides long. RefSeq lists its product as uncharacterized. The record is from RefSeq and is a predicted model, not a curated record. NCBI's taxonomy places the organism in Eukaryota, Metazoa, Arthropoda, Insecta, Hemiptera, Aleyrodidae.
GCCCAUAAAUAGAUGUGCUGGGGUUAAGAGUCAUCAUUGAUCCGAAGAUACCAUGGGUCCUCCGAUCAAAGUGCUUUUUGCUGUGUCGCUCGCUGUGCUCCUCGUCCAGUGUGGUGCACGAAAAACUGUUGACGUAGAGGGCAUUGAGGAUUCAUCAACUGAUAAAACCUGGGCGGAUAGUGUGCCGGAUGGUGUGCAGGAUGUCGUACCGGUUCCAACAGAUGAGAAAAGAUCAGUAGCACUUUUAGGCCUUGAUUCGAGCAUCGAUGACAUCGUUGUCGGAAUGGAACAGCACUUGGAAAUCGAGGCAAAAUACGUUAAGAAGAUUAGCGGAUCGGUCGCGCGGGCUUCCGAAGUUAAGAAAGUGAGAAAAAUGGUGAAUAGAUUCCUUCAAGUAAACAGGAGAGACAUCGGUCAAACCCGGAACUCAGUGAGGGACAUCAUUUGCAACAAAUAUCAAAAUUUCAAGAGGCUUACCACGCUCGUCAAACCAUCAGAUCCCGACAUCAUUGAACCAUGUUUCAACAACAAACUCGAACCAACGACGACUCGCCUGAAUAAAAUCAUCGCUGACCCGCAAAGGAACUAUCGCCGAAUCCGACGCGAGCAGAAGGCACUCAUGAAGCAGAGUGAAGGACUGUCCACCUUGGAGCAAUGGAAGGGAUUCUAUGAGAAUAAAGUCAAGGAGGAAUCACAAGCAACCUACAAGAAUGAGUUAAAUGCCAUAAAGGAGGCAUCACUCAAGGCUCUGAAGACCCUCUACAACGCUUACAUCGUCUGGGAUAAAUUGGACGUGGAGAUGAAAGACGAUCUCAAAUAUCCAAGCGACGUCGAUGGAAAAGUAGAGCUGGUUCAAGCAGCAAUUAACACUGGGACUGAAUUUGGUUGCGAGGCAAUGUUGGAGGCCCUCAGGGAGGCGGACAGAGCUGAAAAGAGGAAGAGGGCCGCUGCGCGAAAAGAGGCCGCCGCUGCUGCCCAAAGUGCACCUGGCCAAGCCGAGAUUGAUGACUAAGCUUUAGGAGUGAAUGCAUUCGUUACCGAGAAAACCCGAUUUCAAGCGCAAA